UCUGCUGCUACCUCCCCAUGUCAAACCACCGCGCACGCUUCAGCGCUUAGUUAAACUCUGCGAGGGGCCCACACAACAGCGGCAUUCAGCGGGCACAUUUGGGGAGAGAAAGAGAGAGGGAGAGAGAGGCUGAGACUGCACACGGUGUGGACUGAAACAAGUAUUUCUGCAGCGGACGAGUUCAGUUCACGCCUGGCUUCCUCGCUCCACUUCCCGCUGCACUUUUCCCUCUUUGAUCCCUGGCUUUGCGCGCUACCACAACUACUUCCUUCGCAGUUUUCCUGGAUUAGAGGCAACACGCGUGGAUGGUUAUGUUUGAAAAGGAGUCAGAAAAAGCACUGGAUCUGUCGACUCUCUCUGCGAUGCCUUCCAAGAAGUUUUCAGACGAUCUGAUGGAGGAGGGAAACGACAUGGCCGCAGCUGCAGUGAACGGGGACAAGUCUCCAGCUGAGGCUCUCUCAGAGAACGACAGUGGAGUGGAGCUGACCAAUGAGAACAGCCCUCUGACCGCUGCAGAACCUCCCUCCCCCUUCUGCCCCAAACUCACCGGGGGAGCCUCCUCACCUCAAGAUGGAAACUCGAGUGAGGGCAGGAAGAGAGCGAGGAAGAGGUGUGUGGAAGCGGAAGCCAAGUGGGAUGCAUACAGCCAGAAGUCGUCUGGGAAGUCCCAGUUGAGUUUGCGACAGACCCCUCGCCCCAGGACCAUCUUUCAGGCUGGACAGACGCCCAACAACAGUAAACCCCGAAGACAGAACCGCAAACAGGACACGGCAGCGCCACAGUGUGGAGCCAGAGAGACCCCAGUUCUGCCCAGUGCAGUGCCUGAAGCCCCCAGUCUGGAGCUGAUGGAGCAGGACUCUAAGGACUCAGCCCAAAGCAGCAGCACCUCCAGCUCAGAGGCACAGCCCGAAUAUAAUGACAACAAAGGUUUUGGCAUUGGGGAGCUGGUCUGGGGAAAGAUCAAAGGCUUUUCAUGGUGGCCUGGGAUCGUGGUGACGUGGAGAGUGACCGGGAAACGCCACGCCAGCCACGGGAUGAGGUGGCUGCAGUGGUUCGGAGAUGGAAAGUUCUCAGAGGUUUCCGCUGAUAAAUUGGACUCCAUCACUGCUUUUCCCAAGUUUUUCAACCAGGCCUCCUACACAAAGCUGGCCUCCUAUCGAAGGGCUAUCUUUCAGGCACUGGAGAUGGCCAGUGUGCGAGCAGAGAAGAGCUUCCCUCCCUGUGAGUCGGACAGUCCUGAGGAGCAGAUCAAGCCUAUGCUGGACUGGGCCAAUGGUGGCUUCUUGCCCAAAGGAGAAGAGGGACUCAAACCCCCACACAACGCAGAAAGCAAUGCCCUCCACCACCAUGUCCUGGAUGUGUCUCUCCCGGAGUACCUCCCCAGCGCCAAACGCCCCAAAAUGGGCUCAUAUAAGACCAAAGCAGUCCCAGAGGAGUCCUACAGUCGAGAACAAAUGGUGAAUGAAGUCCUGAAGAACAAACGCAGUAUUGAAGAGUUCUGUCUCUCCUGUGGAAAGAUGAGGGCAGCGACCUUCCACCCGCUCUUUGAAGGAGGCCUGUGCCAAACAUGCAAGGAUAACUACCUGGAGAUGUCGUACAUGUAUGAUGAUGAUGGAUACCAGUCGUACUGCACAGUGUGCUGUGGGGGCAGAGAGGUGUUCCUCUGUGGGAACGCCAACUGCUGCAGGUGUUUCUGUGUGGACUGCCUGGACAUAAUGGUGGACCCUGGUGCUUCUAACAGCGCACGGCACCUGGACCCCUGGAUGUGCUACAUGUGCCAGCCCCCUCAGCCCUACGGAGUCCUCAAGCGCAGGCAUGACUGGAGUCUCAAGCUGCAGGAGUUCUUCGCCAAUGACAACGGACAGGAAUUUGAGAAGCCAAAGAUCUAUCCUGCAGUUCCAGCAGAGCAGAGGAGGCCCAUUCGAGUCCUGUCCCUGUUCGAUGGCAUUGCAACAGGGUACUUGGUGCUUCGAGACUUGGGUUUCAAAGUGGACCAGUACAUAGCCUCAGAGGUGUGUGAAGACUCCAUCUCAGUGGGAGUGGUCCGACAUGAAGGAAAGAUCCAGUACGUCCAUGAUGUCCGUGAAAUCACCAGGAAAAAUAUCCUGGAAUGGGGUCCCUUCGACUUGGUGAUUGGAGGAAGUCCCUGCAACGACUUGUCUAUAGUCAACCCGGCAAGAAAGGGCCUAUAUGAAGGCACAGGGAGGCUUUUCUUCGAGUUCUAUCGUCUGCUCAGUGAGGCCAAACCCAAAGAAGGAGAAGACCGCCCCUUUUUCUGGAUGUUUGAAAAUGUGGUGGCCAUGGGCGUCAAUGACAAGCGGGACAUCUCGCGCUUCUUAGAGUGUAACCCAGUGAUGAUCGAUGCUAUUGAGGUCUCCGCUGCCCACCGAGCACGCUACUUCUGGGGUAACCUACCUGGCAUGAACCGGCCCCUGUGCGCCUCUGGCAUGGACAAACUAGAGCUGCAGGACUGUCUGGAGCAUGGAAGGGUCGCCAAGUUUGGAAAAGUGCGCACGAUCACCACUCGCUCCAACUCCAUCAAACAGGGCAAAGACCAGCACUUCCCUGUCCUCAUGAAUGGAAAAGAGGACAUUCUGUGGUGCACUGAGCUCGAGAGGAUCUUUGGCUUCCCGGUGCACUACACAGACGUGUCCAACAUGGGGCGCGGUGCUCGGCAGAAGCUCCUGGGCCGGUCCUGGAGUGUGCCCGUCAUCAGGCACCUGUUUGCCCCCCUCAAAGACUACUUCGCCUGUGAAUAGACACUGGACCAGUACCACUCAUGUACACUGUCACUACCCGAAGUGUUUUAACUAUAGAGCUUUUAUCAUGUAGGCUGUGGACACUUGUUUUACUUUGCUAACAUGCUAGGUUUUAAAGUUGUAUUGUUUGUGGCCUUGGUUGUAUAUCUAUGGUGCAACCUUUUUAUUUUUCUUAGUUUUACUCAUUACUUGAAACUGUCAAAAUAUUUGUAUACAAGAGUUGUUU
Messenger RNA from Periophthalmus magnuspinnatus, 2985 nucleotides. RefSeq names its product DNA (cytosine-5-)-methyltransferase 3 beta, duplicate b.1 (gene dnmt3bb.1). NCBI's taxonomy places the organism in Eukaryota, Metazoa, Chordata, Actinopteri, Gobiiformes, Gobiidae. Bases 306 to 2759 code for a protein of 817 amino acids. Gene Ontology annotation, cellular component: nucleus. The record is from RefSeq and is a predicted model, not a curated record. Gene Ontology annotation, biological process: negative regulation of transcription by RNA polymerase II. The transcript is spliced from 21 exons. Gene Ontology annotation, molecular function: DNA (cytosine-5-)-methyltransferase activity, acting on CpG substrates; DNA binding.